Molecule: messenger RNA, 4394 nt
Organism: Larimichthys crocea (large yellow croaker)
Lineage: Eukaryota; Metazoa; Chordata; Actinopteri; Sciaenidae
Product: HMG box-containing protein 1
Exons: 14
Coding region: 7-1659 (550 amino acids)
Biological process (GO): regulation of transcription by RNA polymerase II
Cellular component (GO): nucleus
Molecular function (GO): RNA binding; protein binding; RNA polymerase II cis-regulatory region sequence-specific DNA binding
Source: RefSeq, a predicted model, not a curated record
CACUGCAUGCUUUAUCUUUGCUCAGAACCGACCAAUGAGAACGCGAGAAGCCGUAGAGUGACAUCGGGUCUGGCCAAUAGGAUGGCAGGGGGAAAUGUGUUUAUACCAGCCCUCUUCCCCGUAGAAGGCGACUGUUUUGAGCCUGUGGACAUCAUGGUUUGGGAGGUGGUGACCCCAGCUGUGCUGUCCAGUGACACCAAACAUCAGAACGUGAGGGAUUCAGAGUGUCAAAGCGAACACACAGCAGUGAUGAUGGAUGCAGUUGGAGACCAAUCACACGACCUGCUCUGCUGUGAACACCUCCCCUCCUCACCUGGCAUCCCCAGCAGUGACAGUUACAUGGAAUACGACGACCUCCCAGACCUGCAGGAGGUUCAGGAAGAGGCGGCGCCGUCAGCACCACCUGUCUACCAGGUGGAUGUGGGCGUGUCACACCAGGAGCAACGCGCACACACGCAGCCUCCUGACACACACUGGCUGACGCAGCUGGCACACAUCGCCACUGGACCCCAGAGCCCGCUGCUGCAGGAGUCUCCUCACAGCAGCUCCUCUCCGGCCUGCCUCUCCAGCACCAGCAGUAAUCUACAUUCCUACGCUCGGCCUCCUCCCCCUCUCCCCAGCAGUGACUUGUUGCUCUCCAGAAGUCAUGACAGGGAGCGUCGGCGCAGCAGGAAGAGCAGUGAAUGUGGAUCAGCAGUGUCCACCAGAUCCUCUCUGUCUGAUGAUGAAGACAUGGGCUGGAGCUUCUGCUGGCCACCCACCACCUGGCACUGCUUCCUCAAAGGCACUCAGCUACGCUUUCACAGCGGCUCUAAUGUGGAGUGGCAGGAUGUCGAGGACCUGGACUCUGCUGAGGAGGACUCUGGUGAUGAGGAGCAAUCCACAUCUCUGAAGAGUUAUGGCUCUGAGGGUCUGCAGCUGGUGCAGCAUUCAGAGAUCGUGUUGUCUGGUCAGGCUGUCCUACAGCUGACCUUUGACCCCGGGGCAUUCGGACAUGCCCCAUUGACCGCCCGGUGCCAACUUGAUCACCCCUUCUAUGUCAAAAAGAAAGGCUGGUCGUCAUUUUACCCGAGCUUGACCGUGGUGCGUCAUGGGAUACCAUGUUAUGAAAUGGAGGUGGGAGGUGUGUGUCUUCCUCCAGGACACAGAGAUGCCAAACACACAGAUGACUCAGUGGUGUUUGACACAUUCAGAAGUUACGAUUUCACUCCUCUGGACUCCUCUGCGGUUUACGUGUUGAGCAGUAUGGCCAGACGGCGGCGUGCCUCCCAAUCCAGUGGGGGAGCCGUUUCUCCAGACAGAGACACAUCACAAGAUGCCCACAGUCCCGGUAAUCCCCACUCCCCACGACAAAAGCCAACCAAAAGCCAGCAUGCUAGCACAGCAGGAAGUAAUAAUGCCACACCCACUAAGUGCAAGCGGCCAAUGAAUGCCUUCAUGCUGUUUGCCAAAAAGUUCAGGGUGGAGUACACACAGAUGUACCCAGGCAAGGACAACAGAGCGAUCAGCGUCCUCCUUGGUGAGCGGUGGAAGAAAAUGCGAAGUGAGGAACGCCGGGCGUUCACUGUACAGGCCAAAGCCCUCGCAGACGAACAGAAAAGACUCAACCCUGACUGCUGGAAACGCAAACGAACCAACUCUGGUUGUCAGGGAAAUUAAGGCUGCAGACAAGAGAGAACGAUCAGAAUGGCCUGUGCAUUCAAACACACACACACACACACACACACACACACAGACAUGUUCAGAAGUGACAAGGAGCUAUGUGUAUAUUAAUACUAUGCUUCAAGAUGAUAUUUUCAGACUUGCCUUGAUCUCCCAAAGUGAGGAUUUGAUCGAGUUUUUUUAAGGAUUCUCAAAUCUUGUCACGUUAAAAAGAGCAGCAGUCUACUUCUUGUCGACAUCAUAGCGGCUCUCAUAAAGUCACUUCUUUCUCUUGCUUUUAAAAUGUGCUAAAUUUAACAUUUUAAAUUGGUUUAAAUCAUCUGUUGAUAUAAGUUAUAACAAGUCAUAAAACAUUACGUGGCAUCUACCUACAGAGAGGCUAUGUAAUGUAGUUAUCAAAACACAAUUAUGAAGCUGAUGAGCUGGGUUCUAUUUGUGACUGAAGUUCAUCUCCACGAGUGAUUUUACAACAAUGUGACAAUAACAAAAAAGAGAUUCUGAUCAUUUUCAGUUUCUCACAUAUGCUUGAAACAGGUGGAAGUUGUGGUGCUGUAGCAUUUUAGGUAAAGUAGAGAAUGUAGCUAUUUCCCAAAAUUCUAUAUUAUAUAAAACGAUAUAUACAAAGUAUUUUCUUGCCUGUACUACUUGCAUUUGCACUCAGUGUAUUGCACAAGACUACAUAUUUUAACUUUGCGUUCAUGCCAUUUAUCAUGUAAUAUUUAGUUACUACAAAAGUUCACCAUAAAUGUUCGAAUAUUGGCCCUGGUGUUUUUAUGUAACAUUAACAGGAACCAGGCCUUUAUUUGAGACAGGCCAAUGGGUCAAAUUUCAACCAUCUCUAUUUUCUACAACAUUCAAAUCAUUCCCAGCAGUUCAGCGGCAGAAUCUCUUUAAUUCUCUGGAAGGCUUUUAUUUUGAAAGAGAAAAAAAAAGUAGCAUUUUCCUGACAGUUGCUUGAGAAAGUACAAUGAAAAAUACUUUGUACAGACGGAAUUAGCGUAGUGGGUUUGUUAAGCUUUUCACGACUUUUUCACGAUAGACAUUGUAGCACGCAUACUAGCGAUAGCAUGUUUCUUCUGCUUUUUAUUUAUUUCAUGGCUUUUAUUUCAGAAUUUAGAGUAAUAAUAAUAAUAAUAUAAAGAUAUAAAGAUCACAUGGGUUACGUUACAGACAAUUGCCAUUGUAGCACAAGCUGCAGGAUGACAGGACUUGAUUGGAAAUUGUCAGACAUCAUCUACAUUGCGGAAGUGUCCUUGAGGAAGGCACUCGUUCCCCAGCAGCUAUAGGGGCAAAGAUACUCUUAAUGCAGGAAUUCAUAUAGUAAGUUAUUGCUUUUUCUAACUUGUCUGUACGUGCCAUAAUAAAGUUUCUUAGCUGUGUUUUAAGUACAGUAUUUUUGUGUAUAAUCGCAUAUUCCUACAUUAAUCACUCAUGGCUUCCACUGGCAGGUUUAUCUCCCCCACUGGGUUUUGAUAGCUUUACUUUAUGUCAGAAGAUUAAAAAAAGCAUUUCUAGCUUCUGUCAGGCAGGUCUGCACACUGAGAAAAUACAAAAGGUUUUGUGACAACAAGGAUGGGAAGAGACAGACAAAGUAAAUGGUGCAGAACAAAGCUGCUCCAGGUUGAUAGGACUUCACUGCUCAACAUACAUUGUACUUAGUGGAACUCGUUGCCAUAAACUACUCAUUUUAUAUUAUCAGAAAUCAGAAAAAAUACAAAGUAUUGUUCUGUAUUUUUGAUUUUUGAUCAGGCUGUUGUGGACCUAAGAAUUGAGGUAGAAAAUGCAACACUUCUCUAAACUCUCAAUGUGGUCUAGUAGCACCUUUGGCCCAGACGAUGGAGGUCUAGAGAAAUCUUUGCUUAUUGAUCCUCACGUUGUUUAAACUGCCCGAGUUAGAAAUCCUAUCAAAGAGCCCUGAAAAUUCACUGACAGCUUUACCAAUAUGGAUUUGUCAAAACCAAAGGCUUGUCAUAGUCUGUCAUUGAACUUCUGCUUAAAAAUGUUACUGCUUGAAACUGAGCCUACAGCAUCGUGGGCUGUUUUGUAGCUACCUUUGGUGUUUUAAAAAAAAUGACCAGAGGUCUGGUUGAGCAAAACACCUGUCAGCUAACAGCUCUGCUCAUUUGUAAUUUGUUAUACCUGGAAAACAAGGACCCCGGGCAGAUAGGGCACAAGACACUGAGUGAAAAAUCUAUAUCCUAAAUUAAAAAACCGCUACCCGCUACAGUAAUGUGAUUUUAUCUUAUGUUAAACAAAUCAUUUGGAAACUGACCAGCGUGUGGGAGCCCAGAUGUGUGAGGCUUUAGAAAUGUCACGAUUGGAUGAAAGUGCUUCAUAUAGAGUUGUGUCAGUGCAGAGUGUGAAGGCAUGAUGUGGAUUUGCUUGAGGUGUAAGUGCUUGAGAAAAUGACAUUUUUAUAGUUAUAGGAAGAAAAAAAAAGGAAAUACUUCCAGGGUGGACUUUUCUAAUCUCACUGCAUAACGAGGUUUAUUUUUAAUGCACUAUAUACACUUUAUCUUAUGUGACUGCUACAGUAUAAUGUGUAAUGGCAAAUAUUAAUAUGAUUAUAUAGAAAUAUAUAUUUUUGGUUUUGACUUAAUCUUUGUUAACCCUUCAUGGUUGUGCAUUGAUUAUUUAACUUUUGUUUGUCUUUACUAUCAUGUCAUGUACAGGUCGAUCAGGGGAGACAAUGCAAUACAAUGUAUUAUGGUAUAAAUAAAAGCAUGAUAAAU